AUGUCGUUACGGAAUUCAUUUCCAAGAAUCAACGCUAAUUCCAUCAUUCCCUCUUCCUCGAUUAAUAAUGAUAAAGUAUUUCGACCUGAUUUGAAUAUAAAACUUGCCUGUUCACAAUGCAACAAUCAAAGACCAAAAAUAAUUGAGGAAUACACGUCAGGAGACUUAGUGUGUGGUGAUUGUGGACUAGUUCUUGAAGAUCGUAUAAUUGACACAAGUUCAGAAUGGCGUAACUUUGCUAAUAAUGACGAAGGUAAUAAUGAUCCAUCAAGAGUUGGAGCCCUCGUAUUUGAUGGCGAACAACUAGAUGCUACUAUUAUUUCGAAAACAAACAGUUAUACCAGUUCUAGUAAAUUUGCUAGUGAUGAUCAAUCUUUUUCUAGAAAAACUAAUUUAAGUAAAAUUCAAGCUAACAUGAAUAAAGAUAGUUUGAGACAGCCGUUCAAAGAAAUUGAUUCAAUGUGUAGUUUACUAGAUUUGAAAAAAGAUGUGUCAGAUACAUCAAAACAACUUUACAAAAGAAUAGUAGACGAGAAGCUAUUUAGAUCAAGAAAGGAUAAAAAUUAUGUAUUCGCUACAUGCAUCUACAUUGCCUGUCGAAUCAAAAAAGUUGGUAGAACCAUGCUUGAAAUCAGUUCAGCUACACAAGUACUAAAAACCGAGAUUGUUAAAUGUUUCAGUGUGUUGACGAAAACAUUUGAAUUGAAUUUGGGUGUUAUGACAUCUGAAGAUUUAAUAACAAGAUUUUGUAAUCGUUUACAAUUGUCGCCGGAAAUUACAAAAAUCUCAUUGGACGUUAGUAAACAAGCUGAAUCAUUGGGUCAUUUUACAGGUCGAACCCAAACCACAAUUGCUGCUGGAUGUAUAUAUUUUGUUUGUAGGCUUAAAAAUGAACACGACGUUAAUAAUAAUACCAACAAUAUAAAUGAGAUUGCUAAAGUUGCUGGAGUUGGUGCAUCUUCUAUCAAAUUUAUCCAACGUGAAUUUGGUAGAGCCAAGAGAUUUUAUCAAGAAAACAAUCAAACUACUGCAAAUACAACUCCAAAUGCAGCUCCAAGGAAAAGACCACCAAAUAAAUAA
This is a messenger RNA of Entrophospora sp. SA101, 1080 nucleotides long. Lineage: Eukaryota; Fungi; Glomeromycota; Glomeromycetes; Entrophosporales; Entrophosporaceae. The record is from the annotation of a GenBank genome assembly.